Messenger RNA from Ahaetulla prasina, 11766 nucleotides. It is a transcript of the gene LRAT, whose product is annotated as lecithin retinol acyltransferase. The coding region runs from base 4148 to 5041 and encodes 297 amino acids. The transcript has 5 exons. The record is from RefSeq and is a predicted model, not a curated record. Gene Ontology annotation, biological process: retinol metabolic process. Gene Ontology annotation, molecular function: phosphatidylcholine-retinol O-acyltransferase activity. Lineage: Eukaryota; Metazoa; Chordata; Lepidosauria; Squamata; Colubridae.
ACCAAGCCUGUAAAGAUGUUAGAACAAUUAAUACAACAGUUAAUACAAGCAACUUGAAGAAAAUACCAUGAUUACAAACAGAAUGUGGCUUUUUAAAAAAAUAUUCCAGGUUGACUAGUUUGCAUGUUCUUAAAAAGACUACUGUGUAAUUUUUAGUGCUCCCAUUCUGCUAAUUAUAGAUUGUGGGUAAUGUGAAACCAUCUGUAACAUUAAUAGAAGCUGUAAGAAAUAAAAUUCUCGUUGUCCGUGCAUGCCUUAUAAGAUUCAUCUUGGCAAUCAAAGCUUUUAGUCAAAAUUCUUAAUACUAUCUAUGUCAGUGAUGGUAACCUUUUGUGGACUAAGUGCCCAAAGCAUGACCAAACCCCCAAAAUGCAAUGCAUGCGUGUUUCCCCUCCCCACGCACCCCAUCCCCUGUGCAUGUGCGUCAGAGACCUGAAGACCAGCUGGCUCGUGAGAGGCGCGCGCACAUGCACAGCAAAGCUGAGCUGGGGCGACAACUCGUAUGCCCACAGAGAGGGCACUGUGUGCCACCUCUGGCACAAGUGCCAUAGGUUCGCAUCACGGAUCUAUGUUUUCAUCUAUGUUUAAUCUCAGAAUUUACUUAUGAUAUACUUUUGUUGUGGUGAUUAGAGAUUAAGUUUAACUACUAUUUGGAACAGAAAACAAAGGCUCUGUAUAAACAGUGAAAAAAGAUUGGAAAUCAAUGUUUACUUUCACUAAGAAUAAACUUAGUUUUUGUUUUCAUCUGUUCUCCAGCUAUAUGUGCUAAUAAAAAUGCUAUAUUAAGUUGACUGCUAAUGCUAAGCACUUUUUAAAAUUUAGGGACUUCUGGUUGAUAUCACAGUGAGAUCAGACAUGAGGAAUGGGUCACUGUGUUCCCAUGUCAAGUUGUCCCCAUUGGUGGGCUCCAAAAGGAGCCAAAGCCGCCCUUUAGGGGUGGUGAAGCAAAGAGGGGUGCCCUGUUGCAAUUCUCCUGCCUGACCCAGGGUUCUUUUUCCCCCUCAGCUAUGGUGAGGAGAAGAUGUAGCCAAAAGAUGGCUGCCACGAAGCUGGGAUAACCGAGUUACAACUAAGACUGGUGCGGGAGUGAAGUAGAUUAACAGUGACUGGAACUGAGGGAGAGGAUUCCUUUUUACCUAAAACCUAACCCCAAGGAACAAUUUAGAACUAUUUGCUCAAAAUUGCUUGUUAAAGUGGCGAUUAAGCAUUCUGAGAAAAAUACCAGACCAAAAGGAAAAAACAUAAAGAGAGAAAAACAAUACAUUUCUAAAAAUACAGAAAAUUGGACUCUUAAACUGGGAAGACAUGGUAAUGGGAAAGCAUUUUGAAACACUGGAAUUGUUUACUUAAAAAACUUAUCCUGUUUCUAUAAUUGAAUUACAAUUAAAACUACAAUCAAAAUAACUAAAAUUAAACUGAUUAGUGGCAACACUGAAAUUUAAGUUGAGAGUACCAUCUGCUCUCAACUUAAAUUUUCUUUGCUGACGAAAGGAAAAUAUACAAGUCUUGGAAUACUUAUAUGAAGGAUUGUGAAAAUAUUUACUGGAUUAUAUCUAACUACCCCACGACUACUGGAGACUCAAAAAUGAAAACAAGGGGGUUAUUUAAUUAUAGUGACCCCUGAAUGUUAUGCUAGAAGAUUGAACCUGUAAAGGAGACAUAAAGAGGCUUUUGAUAACUUCUGGGACUAUUUAAAUGGAACCAAUUGAUUUCCUAUGGGAUACAAAGAAAUGUAAUUAGUGUACUUCUUGAAGAGUAGUUUAGGUCUGAAUAAAUGGUUCUUGGACUAUUGGACAAAAAUGGGAUUAAAAAAAAAACAAAAUAAGAUGCUUCAUAAAAAAGAAAUGAGUGGAACUUUGAAAGAGAUGGCAUUGAUUUUCCAAAGCACAAAGAAUAUCAUGGUAAAAGGAUUUAAAGAUGUUAUGGAAAAAAUGGAAAAUACUAUACGAGGGAUGAUGAGUAAAGAUCUAGAUACUCAGAAAAGGGAGGAGCUAACAGAAGGAAUAGAGGAAAAGAUAGAACCAAAGAACCAGCAAACAAAAGAAGAAGACAAGGAGGAGAUAAUAAUAAAAAUAACAGUGAUUGAUGAAUUCAACCAGGGGGAAAAUAUUUUAAGAGAGUUGAAAAGAGAAUUGGAGAUACAGGAAGAUACUUUUGAAUGGGAGAUAGGGGUUUGGGCAGAUACUUUAAAAGCUAGGCAGUGGAAGAGGGUAGAGAUGGGAGAAAUACUUAGAUUGAAUAGCCAAGAAGUAGACGCAGACAGAAAUAAAGAUCCAAGAGACGAAUAUGGGAGGCAAGUCAAAAAAAGCAUAGCAACUAAAGUACUGGAGCGGGCAAGAGACAAUGGAUAGAAAGGAAAGGGUUUCUCUUUUUUCUUUGAUGUUUUGAUUUGCUUUUCUUUUUCUCUUUUUUUCCCUUUUUUAGAAUAGUGGCAUGAUUAGAAGUUAGUUAGAAAUAAGAGAAGGAGGAAACAUUUGGAAACUUUAUAUAAUGGAAUAAAAAUAACAAUAAAAUGGGAAAUCUAGAGAUUGAAUGAUGGUAUUACUAAGUACGUUUUAAUAAUAUUGUGAUUAGUAUUGGAAUAAUAUAUUGAAACAUUGAGCAAUUAAAUAAUGAAAGAACAUACUUUAGUAUAAAUGUGUAUUACUAUCAGAAUUAUAUAGAUUUGAUGAUUGUAAAGAAUAUGAUUAGAAUAAUUUUGUAUGUCUAAGUAAUAUUGGAAUUGGUAUUAAAAUUGUGUAUUAAACAUUGAAUAAUGAAAUAAUGAAUGAUUGUAUCUUAAUACAAAUAGAUGUAAAGAGUGAAAUAUGGGAGGUAAGUUAAAAAUGAACAGAAUUCAAAGCACCAAAGUGAGUGAGAGAUGUUGGAUAGAAAGAAAACAUCUUUUAAUAAAAGGGUGACAUGAUUAAAAGUUAGAAUAGUAGUAGAAAUAAGAGAAAGGGGGAAUAUUAAUAUGUACAUUUUUACAUAAUAAAAUAAAAGCAGUAACAAGAGGGAAGGUUAGAAAUUGAAUGGUGGUAUUAUUUUAUGUAUGAUCAAAUAAUAUGGUAAGUGGCAUUAGAGCAAUAUAUUAAAACAUGGAAUAAUUAAAUAAUGAUAAACUACAACUUACUAUAAAUGUGUAUUAUUAUUAGAAAUAUAUAAGUUGGUUGAAUGUAAUAACUAUGAUUAAUUUUACUAGUUUUAUUUGUAUUAGAAUGUAUGACACCCAAGUGUCACACUGUUCACGUAUUGAUAUGUAUAUGUAAAAUAAAAUAAAAAAACUUGGGGGGGAGAGAAAAAAAGAAGAUGCUAUAUUCAGUUUGUUGCUAAUGCUACGCAGUUUUUAAAACACAGCAAACAAAAUGCCAUUCAGUGUUUCACAUUGGCAGGGUGCAGAAACAGAAUAUUUAUUUCAAGUUAGCGAAUGAGCCCCAAGCAGGGAAGUGGGCUAUUAUACUCUUAAAACUUUUCUGGCAGAAAUGUCUUCCAUAUUUUUGGAGACCCUUAGGACUGAAUUCUAGCAUAUUAUUUAUUAAACAGUCCUUUUAAACCAAUUCCUGAACUAUUUCAAAAUGGAAUACAGGAAGGUAAGUACUGAGAUUGUACUUUAUAAUGUUCAACUGCUUUCUGUUUUCUCUGAAGGGACUUUUGGAUCAAUUGGUUGAAUGCAAGAAGUGACCACAGAAUCAUAAAACAAGCAUGCAUCUUAAUUGCUCAUUAUAUUUAAUCAUUGCUAGCUGUGUUGGCCACAACUGAUAUGCUGGUAUGGACAAUUUACCAGUCUUUGCUUUGCCUUCCCCCAACAGCCAUUUGGUUAGCAGCUGCCUUACAGAUCCUUAGCUGUGCUCCACAUUUUGUUCCAAAGAACUCAGUAUUUCCCCUCAGCAUUUUCCACAUCCUAAUGCCAAGAAUUUUACUUUCUAGGUCAAGUAAAAAAUCUGGCUAGAUGUCCCCUGCAUUCCAGGUAGACAGGGAAGAGGUACCAGGGACAGAAAGAAUUCAAGAUGCAGGCGCCGCAAAGUGAUGGAGUUGCAAACUUCAUGUUCCCAAUGAAUUUCUGUGGUCUGGUGAACCUCAGACUGAAUUGGGAGACUUGACGAACUAAACAAAGCAAGCCUGGCUGACAGGAGCGGUCUAAGAAAAAAGCCACAGGCUGAUUGUGAGAAUGAGGGGACUGUGCACUGUGGCGUCUCCCCCUCUUCCAGAAUCUCAAUCCUUGAUGUUUUCCAGGAACUGCCCACUUGCCUGUCUACCAAUCAAAACAGAUUCAGUGUGUGGGAUGGCCCAACUUGCCAUACUAAAAAGGGACCAAACCAGAAUAAAUCAGGAGCAGCUCGUGCAGCAAGAAAAAAAAACCAUGAAAAACCCAAUGUAUGAAAUAGUAUCCCUGUUACUGGAAAAGUUGCUACUUCUUGCCAACUUUAAAGUUCUUCAAACAGGUUCCAAUGGAGAGAAGGAGAAGAAAAAAAACCAUGUAUGUUGUUAUGACUCUUCCUAUUUCAAACCAGGAGAUUUGCUAGAAGUGCCUCGCACUCUCUUCAUUCAUUUUGGCAUUUAUUUGGGAGAUAACCAAGUAGCACAUCUUAUGCCAGACAUUCUGCCUGCUUUCACUAAGGACCAGAAGUUGAUCCAGAAAGUAGUGACUAAUAAAAGACUUAUCUUGGGGGUCAUCACAAAAAUGGCAAGGAUCCGCGUGGACACAGUGGAGGACUUUGCUUAUGGAGGCUCCAUUCUGGUGAACAAUAUGGAUUUGUUUUUUAAAAAUUGUAUUCUUUGUAAUGAUGAAGUGGUCCUUAGAGCAAAAAGGCUAGUAGGCACAACUGAAUACAGCUUACUCUGGAACAAUUGUGAACAUUUUGUGACCUUCUGCAGAUAUGGCUCUCCAGUCAGCUUCCAAACAACCAAGUUCUGUGAAACCGUGAAGAUGAUCAUUCGAGACCAGAGAAGUGUACUUGUUUCGGCACUGCUGGGACUGAUUUCUAUACUUUAUCUGGGUCUGGGACCUUCUACUACUCUUCCUACUAUCAUCAUUCCAUUUAUGCUGUGGAUGGCUGGUUAAUGAAUCCACAUGCCCUAUCGCUUACUGGCUACUAGAUGACCCAUGGCCUAUUGAAUCCUCUUUCCAGAGAUAUUUCACUAAUAUCUAAUAGCUAAUUGAAGAAAUAGAAUGACCAGGGAUGGGGGGAAAAAGAAGUGGGAGCAAAAGCAACUUCUGGCUUCCUCAUUGACUUUGCUUGUGGGAAGCCAUCAGGAAGUGUCCAAAAUCACAAUCAUAUGACCAGCACUGCAACAGCCACAAGUUGAUGAAUACAAUGAAGAGCUUUAAAAUGGAUUUUCUGCACAUUGUUCAAAUUAGAAAAUUUGAAGAACGUUGCUUCAAGAAUAGUUGCUUCAAAAAUGGUUGCUCUAUGAUGCAACAUUUUGGUCAAUUGACGGUUACAAAUAGACAAGACAGGAGAGUUUUAGUAGUAUCUAGAUUGUAAAUAGAAUGUAUAAUGUAUUUAUGAAAGCUCAAAUUAACAAUACUAUACAGUGAAGAAAAUAUGGAAUGAUUAACAUGCAGCAUAUAGAAUACAGUAAAUAAACACUAACUUGUAAAUUAAGCUACUGGGUUUUGUGGGAAAAAAAUUCCAAGCAAUUUCAAGGAUGACCAUAUUGGGUUUAUUCCCAAGGAAAGAUGUCUAAACUGCAGUUUUACACUCAGUAGUACAUUUUAGAAAACUUAAUGAUGGUGAUCUCCCAAGUAAAUUUGCAUAAUUUCAAAGUGAAUAAGUAAAAUUAUCAGUGACAUUCUCUUCGAUAUGGGAAUGUUUUAGUAUUCAGAUAGUACAAAGCAAUGUACAGUUUGUUCAACAACUGCUCUUCUGCUUUGCAUCUUUAUUUAAUUUCCCUAAGUUUACAUUCACUAAUUGUAUUUUCAUUUAAAUGGCAUAACUGUAUCCUGCUUGGACUUGAGAUGAACAAAAUAUUUGCACCAGAAUUGUCUUUGGUAUUCCCUGCUAAUGAAAUCCAAUAUAAAUCAGUCCAAUGGGCUUCUGUAGUCUCAAGAUAAGUGACAAGCAAACUAGUGAAAAGGACAUGUGCAGCUAUCUCCUUUUGGAUUUCUUUCCCACACUAUAGACAAAUAAUUUUGUUUAGAAUACUACGGCACACUUCCUCUGAUUUUGCAAGUUGCAUAUUUGCCAUCAUGGCAACAAGCAUUAAUUUAUGUCCAAUUAACAUUCAUAUAGUCAGGCUGCACAUGUUACUAAUGUAUAUCUUUUUCAGAUUUACAAUUUUCUUUGCUCCCUGUUUUGAGACAUUUCUAACUGUAUUGAGACAUCAGAAAUGUAAUAAUUUAAUGAUAUUCUCUAAAUAGAGGUAUUUUACAUUUCAGUAAAAUGAGUUAAUUUCCAUGCUAUUUCUACAAUUUCUUCACAUCCCAUUAUUAAAUGUCUUUAUGGUACAGAGUCAAAGAAAAACAAACAAGCAUAUGAUGUUUUAAAUUUUAACAUAAGAUUAUGUAUAUUUUUGCCUUUUUAAAAUCUUACUUCAUUGGGCUGCAGACAUGCAGCAUUUUUAUAUAAUUCCUGUCAUCUGUGAAGGUGCUGGUAACUGCCUAAAUAAUUCUAAUAAAUCACCUGCUUUUCUGAUGUUCAAAGAAAUAGAAUGGUAGGUAGUAUGUGACAUACAUUUAUACUCAUUGCUCCUGUUGGAAACUGAAUGAAGUUCCUGCUUUGUGAUUGUGGUCUCAGAUCCUACAAAUUACAACAACACCAUAGGUUGCACUAUGAGUUGCUUGGUAUGGGUAAAGCUACUUAGAACUAUCAAAAGUGAAAUGUUUUUUGGUUGUAUAAUUAAUUCAUAUGCCACAGAUAGACAUCCAUCAAAACAGCUAAUAGUCCAAAGAUAUCCUCAGAUUCCUAAUAACAACUAAUGAAAAAUACACUUGACAGCCUCAAUGUUUGUUUCCAAAAGAGUAGCUACUUUACAAAUAUAGUGCUUAGGCCCUCUUCGUGAAAUGUAUGCAUUAGAAGUUCAGAAGGUAUAUAUUUUUAUGAAUUUUACAGUGCAAUGUUUUCCCUAAAGCAUAAGAUACAUCAUAACCAUGUUGUAUUUUGAACAUGUACAAAUACCUAUUUGAACAUGAGACCAAUAUGUUAAUAUUUUUAAAAAGUGGUUCAUGAGAAUCCAGUGAGAAAUUAUUGGUGUGCUUGCAACUCUGCUGCCUGUACAUAAACCCAACCUAUGUCUAUGGAGGACAUUUUAAAGAUACAGUUCUAACAACUUCUACUUGUAUGUUGCUCUUUUUACAUGGUUGCAUGGGGGGGUCUGGAACAGAAUACAGAUAGUCCUCAAUUUAUGACCAUAAUUGAGUCCAAAAUUUAUGUUGCUGAGUGAGAAAUUUGUUAAGUGAAUUUUGCCCGAUAUGACCUUUUUUGCCACAUUUGUUAAGUAAUUCACUGCAGUUGCUAAAUUAGUAACAUGGUUGUUAAGUGAAUCUCAUUUCCCGAUUGACUUUGCUUGUCAGAAGAUCACAAAAGGUGGUCACAUGACAUCAGGACACUGCAACCAUCAUAAAUGUGAGUUUUCAAGCAACCAAAUGUAAAUCAUGUAACCAUGGGGAUGCUACAACAGUCAUAACUAUGAAAAAUGGUCAUAAGUCGCUUUCAGUGAUGUUGUAACUUCGAACAGUCAUUAAAUGAACUGUUGUAAGUCAAGGACUUACUUGGAAAACCACACAGUACUGCAGGGGUUUGUAUAAUGGAUACAGUUUUAAGUCGAUUGAUUAUAGCUAGUUUAACUCGUUGCUCUCUUGGAUAUUAUCCUCUUUCCCUCUUUACCCCAAUUGCAAACCACCUAUGGGAGAAGUUACAGUUUGGACAAGCUGAAAAUAGUAGCCCAGCCAUGUUGUGCUAACAGACAAGAGACUCCCUUUCCCUAGUGAAAUUGUUCAAAAAUUUAUUUAGAAGAAUUUGUGAAAUGAACAGAAAAUGUUGGCAAAGGUUGUGGGUAUUAACAAACUCAAUAGACACAAGGGUGAAGAAGAAGGCUGCUGUUCUGGAACAUAAAGGAAAGCCGGACCUUUGUUUCCCAGACUCUAUAAGCCUGUCAUCUUCCAAAUAAGAUAAAUGACCUCCAUCAAUAAUCCUGGCAGUCCUUGGUGAAAUAGGAGAUCUCCUUGAGUCCCAAAACAUACAAUCCUCCAACAUGGGAGAGAGAAAGGGAGCAAAGGAAGAGACAUUUGUAUGGAUCUGACAGAGGUGCUUUUUUGUAAAAUAAAUUGCUCAUUUGCACAAUGCAAAUCAUUGCAAACUUUAGUCAUGCUGUCCCAGAUGAUGGAAUUAAAAGUAGUCACUGGGAUCAAUUUCUCAGCCAAAAUGAAAUCAAAAUAAUCAUAAAGGAAUGGUGAUUUAUCUUUCUUCUUCAACACACAUUAGUGUCAGAACAUAGUGCUUAACAUUAUCACUUAUGUUCUUGAUUUAUUAAAAAAAUACAUUCUGUAUAUUAGUGAAAAUUUAAGUUAACUAACAAUUAGUCAGCCUUAACAUGUAGUCCUAGACUAAAUGACCACAACUUUAAAUUAUUAAUUUUAUGACAAUUUUAUGGUGUCAUUAAAUGAAUCACCAUGAUUGUUAACUGAAUUAUGUGGUCAUUAAGUGAAUCUAGCUGUUUUAAUUUUUGCUGAAAAUUGGCAAAGAAGAUUUAAAUCGCAAGUUGCCAAAUGCCUGAAUUGCAAUCACUUUACCAUGAAGUUGGUAAGAGAGUUGUAAGCAUGAGUACAGAUUCUAAAUUACUGUUUCUGAAUCAUCAUUAAACAAACAGUGAUUACAUCAAAGACUACCUGUGAAUUUAAAAGGUAAAAGAUACAUAUACUGAAAUCACUAAGCUUCUAUUACGGGCAAAGCUAGUUCCAAAAGCUCUUCAAAACUUAUUUGAAAACUUGACUUCAUUUCCUAUAUACCGUGUUUCUUUAAAACUAAAAUCGGGACUUAUAUUAAUUUUUGUUCCAAAAGAUACAUUUGGGCUCAUUUUCAGAUGAUGUGUUAUUUUUUUUCAUGUGCAACAGACAUAUCAAACACAGGGCCCAUGGGCUGGAUGGGCCCAUAUCUGGCCUGUGAGGCUGCCCUAGAGAUGGCUAGGGACCAGCCCCUGCUGCCCCAGCCACGGCCCAGCCUGGCUAGGCACCCCUCCCAAGCGCACACACAGGAGGCACAAGUGCACAGGGGCUGACGGUGUCUAGCAGCAGCCCCAGUCCACUGGCCCGUUGGCCAGCGCACUCUGGGGCUGUGCAGCUCAUGCAGCGCAGGUGAGUUCAAGUGCUGUGACAGCAGGGCUGGCCCCCCAAGCAGUUGGUGAAGGCCCACCAUAUGUGCCGCGCAGUGACCUGCCGACUCACUCCCACCUUUGCUUGCCCGCAGCCACAAUUAUCCAAAACCUUAUGCUCCAAGGAGAACCUCUUCAAGAAAGUUUGAACCACUACCUCUUUCAAAGUGUAGACAUAACUCCCUUACAUGAAGAGGCUUUAACACAGCAGUCCCCAACCUUUGCAGCUUGGCAGCCUGGCUAGGGGGGGAGAGGGAAACCGGGCCAUGUGAGUAAUGGGCUGGCGCACACACUUGCGUGCGCAGCUCAACUUGCAAAAUUGAGCUGCGCAUGCAUGUGCACAAGCAUCAGUCUGCCACUCGCUGCUUGUGUGGCCCAGUUCCAAAUAGGAUACAGUCUGGUAGUGAGCUGCAGCCUGGGGGUUGAAGACCCCUGCUUAUACACUCCCUGUACUGCCACAUGGCUAUUAAGAGCCACACUGCUCAAGAGCACCUUUACUAGCCUAAGAGUCACAAAUACCCAUCUUCAGGUUGCAAAAAAUGAAACUGAGUUCAUACACACUGAUUAAAAUUUAAUAGGAACUCUUAAAACUAUUAUAACUAUAUAAAAACUAUUAAAACUGUGUUCCGUGUGCCUUUGGCAUUGAGUCAUGCCGGCCACAUGACCACGGAGAUGUCUUCGGACAGCGCUGGCUCUUCGGCUUUUAAACGGAGAUGAGCACCGCCCUCUAGAGUCGGCAACGACUAGCACGUACGUACAAGGGGAACCUUUACCUUUACCUAUUAAAAUGUUAAUACAAUUUAAUACAAAGUACAAGAAUUUUGUCAUCUAAUUUGACAUGAAGACAGCCAUUUUUUUCUUCAAAAAUACAGUACAAAUUUCUCUAGGUAGUUGAAUGAAUAGUAAGAUGAAUCCGCAGUUAAAUUAGUUCUGAGCAGCCCAGCAAGCAGUAAUUAGUAGCCAUUUCACAUAUCUGUUUCUCUGAUGAUCUAUUCUUUUUCCCCAUGGCGGUGUCAGAAGAAGACCAUUUAUCACCAUUUUGCUGUUGCAUUAGACAGCCCAGGAAAAGGAAAACUGGAGCAAACCUAUCAGUGUCAAUUCACAAUUUCUGUUUAGUUCUUCGCUAACAAACUGAUAAUAGGCAAGACCCACAGAAGGGAAUCCUUCUUAAUUAACUGCUCAAACAGCAGUUAAUUAGGGAAUUGGCCUUGCUUUGCCAGGAGUUUCAAAAAAACCUCCCAACAAUCUCUAAUACAUCCUGGAUAAGUCCCAUUGUGGCAAGUGCCUUAAAUUCUUUUCCACAACAACUUGCAUGCCAAUCUGACUGAGAGGGACAGGAGGAAGUAUUACUACAGUAAACUCCCAUCAAAUUGAGGCUCAACAAAUAGGAAAAAAGAGAAUAUAUCUUUUUCAGUUUCUCCCCCAUUCUCAAACCGUACUGUAUAUUGCAGUGGAAUCCAUAAUUUAGAAAUUAGGUUUCUUUUUCCUCCCUAAUGAAUGUUGUCUCAGAACAUUUUCUCGGAAUGAACAUUAACAUACUGAGGCAAAUGGAAACAGGGCAAGUCCCAUGUUAAACUUCUACUCUGCAGCAUUCAGUAUUGAUUACUGUAUAACAUCCACAUAAUGCCUUACUCCUCACUUCAAAUAGAGAGAUACAGUAUAAGACUUUAAGAUGACCACUUAUUCAGAAUCCUUUGUCUCCCUUCAUUCAGGUACUUAUAACUUAUAACAUGUAGGAUCAGACAGUACUAAACAGCCAAACCAUGUCUAUUGCCAGUCCAAAGGACUCCAUAUAGUCAUCCCCACCAGAUCUGAGGACAACAAAAAAAGAAAAGAAAAAGCUGGGGGUUUUUUGUCACAUUUUACAGAAGCAGUCCAAAGGCAUUGCCCACUAACAGUGGUCGGCUAUUUAUAUAGCCCUCCAUUCUGAAAACAGUUCCAACUGGGGCAAAGUUUGCUUUCACGGGGUGAAGCAUGUCUGUCUUGCAAGAGUCCCAAGAAUCCUUGCUACUAUUUCAUAGCAAAAGGGCUGGGCAGGGUACAGAUGCCAAAUGCUUUUACAAUUAUUUCUUUAAAAAGUUGUUACAUUUUCUUUUUCUUUUUUUUUAAAAGCUUUCAUUCUAAAUGCAAUGUGAGAAAUAAAAGUGUUCCUCUUUCAUGUACUGUGCACUCUAAUAAUAAUAGCCUGUAAAAGUCCUUAUUUUUAAAAUUAUUGUGUAUGGAUCAAAGGAAUGUUGUAACCUCUGCUGCGUGCAGCUGUUUUGUAACUUGACUUUCAAACGUACUUAGUGUUGCUUUUUCCUUACAUUAAACAAAAUACAUUACAUUAUAAAGCCAGUAUUUAUCUAAUGACUUGAUUCUCCUGGAUGAUUUUUAGUAUGUGUGUAGAUAGCAAAAGGGUUAAACACUGUAAAAUACUGAAUAUAAAGUAGUUGUUAUUUUUAUAAUUAAAGAACCCUCAUGUAUAAUUAAAUGAGA